AUGCGCGUGGGGUGGCGGGCGAUGGCGGCGCGCGGCGUGCCGGCCGAGGCCUGCGUGGGGCAGGUGGUGCUGCCGGGGGACGUGCUGCUCCUCCCCGCCCACCCCGACGAGGACGGGGAGCGGCUGCGGCUGGGCGCCAGCGCGGCCCCCCGGGGCCGGCUGCUCUGCGGGCCGGGCCUGAGGCGCAGCGGGGCCGGGCUGCUGGUCACCAAGUGCGGGCUGCUGCGGCACCGCCAGGCGGGCGGUGGCACGGCGGCGGGCGGCGCCUUCUGGGUGGAUUCGCAGCAGAAGCGGUAUGUCCCAGUCAAGGGAGAUCAUGUAAUAGGAAUAGUGACGGCCAAGGCAGGAGACCUGUUUAAAGUAGAUGUGGGUGGAAGUGAGCAAGCAUCUCUGUCAUACCUGGCAUUUGAAGGUGCAACUAAAAGAAACAGGCCAAAUGUGCAGGUGGGAGAUCUUAUUUAUGGUCAGUUUCUUGUAGCAAAUAAAGACAUGGAACCAGAGAUGGUCUGUAUAGACAGCAGUGGAAGAGCAAGUGGAAUGGGAGUAAUUGGACAAGAUGGCUUCCUCUUUAAAGUUUCCUUAGGUCUAAUAAGAAAACUUUUGGCUCCCAAAUGUGAAAUAAUUCAGGAGUUGUCACAGUUGUACCCUUUUGAGCUGGUGCUGGGAAUGAAUGGAAGAAUAUGGGUAAAAGCAAAAACAGUUCAACAGACUUUAAUUAUAGUAAAUAUUUUGGAAGCCUGCGAAUAUAUGACAGCAGAACAGCGAAAACAAGCGCUUGCCAAGCUGUCAGGGAAUUGACUGAGGAAAACCUUGAGGAUUUGUUGCAGAUAACUGUAGAGUGGGCUAUUUUUGUAUUCAGCUUUAUAUUAAAAUCAGUUUUUUAAAUGAA
Molecule: messenger RNA, 889 nt
Organism: Dromaius novaehollandiae (emu)
Lineage: Eukaryota; Metazoa; Chordata; Aves; Casuariiformes; Dromaiidae
Gene: EXOSC3
Product: exosome component 3
Exons: 4
Coding region: 1-798 (265 amino acids)
Biological process (GO): TRAMP-dependent tRNA surveillance pathway; poly(A)-dependent snoRNA 3'-end processing; CUT catabolic process
Cellular component (GO): cytoplasmic exosome (RNase complex); nuclear exosome (RNase complex)
Molecular function (GO): RNA binding
Source: RefSeq, a predicted model, not a curated record